UAACGGGCGGAUAUUUUCAAAAUGGAAGAAAUGCAAAAGUUUUGGAGUGGAAUAAAAUAGCAACAUUCAUUUGUUUUUAUCAAAGGUCGUUUACGGCCGCGGAUAAAUUAACCUGGUUGAACAUGUAUUGAAUAAUACUUUUGUAUCGAUUGGGAAGACACGAGAAGCAAGAUGAGUGUUUCAAUCGGUAAUAAAAUCGAGGACUUCAAAGUUCUCACGCUCCUUGGUAAGGGCUCCUUUGCGUGUGUUUACCGGGCAAAGUCAGUUAACACUGGCUUGGAGGUGGCGAUCAAAAUGAUUGACAAAAAAGCCAUGCGCAAAUCUGGUAUGGUCAAGCGUGUGAGUAACGAAGUGGAGAUUCAGUGUCGAUUGAAGCAUCCGUCAAUACUAGAGCUGUACACCUACUUUGAAGACAGUAAUUAUGUGUACUUGGUGUUGGAGAUGUGCCAUAAUGGAGAGAUGAGUCGAUACCUGAAAGAUAGGAACAUGCCCUUCUCAGAGGGUGAAGCAAGGCACUUCAUGCAUCAAAUAGUGAAAGGUAUGCUGUACUUGCAUACACAUGGCAUCAUGCAUCGGGACCUGACCUUGUCCAACAUGCUGCUGUCGGGCAGUAUGAACCUUAAAAUAGCUGACUUUGGCCUGGCCACCAAGCUGAAGCUCCCCAGCGAGAAGCACUUCACCAUGUGUGGCACACCCAACUACAUCUCCCCAGAGGUGGCCACCCACAGUGCUCACGGCCUGGAGUCUGAUGUCUGGUCUCUGGGCUGCAUGUUCUACGCCUUCCUGAUGGGCCGGCCCCCGUUUGACACAGACACGGUGAAGCACACCCUCAACAAGGUGGUUCUGGGGGAGUAUGACAUGCCCAGCCAUGUGUCCCAGGAGGCCCAGGACCUGAUCCAUCAGCUGCUGAGGAAGGACCCUGCGCAACGGCCCAGCCUGUCUGCCGUGCUGGAGCACCCCUUCAUGACCCAAAGCCUGCUGGCCAGAAUCAAGGAGCGGAGCCUGGGGGAGCCAGGCUCCAUGGACAGCGGCAUCGCCACCAUCUCCACAGCCUGCACCUCGUCCACGUCCGGCAGCAGCAGCAGCAGUCUCCAGAGGAGAGCCAGGCGUGUGAUGGGACCUGCCUUGCCCAAUCGCAUGAUGCCUAUCCCUACACUGCCCCGUCCGCCCAGCAACGCCUGCUUUGAUGGGGUUGAGCAGUGGCAGCAGCAGCACUCAGACAGAGUAGGCAGGAGCAGAGCUGCACUGGGUGGGAAGAGUGGACGGCCCCACUCCAGGUACCUACGAAGGGCUCACUCCUCAGACCGGUCUAGCUCCUCUGUCACUCCAGUCCAGGGGAUGGGGCAGGCAGAGCUGGAGAGGUGCCACUCUGAGGAGAUGCUGACUGUGUCAGGGAGACUGGCCUUUCCCAUGUCCUCCAGCUACAAGGAGACUCCACAACCCGUCGCAGAACAUGGAAAGCUCCCAUCGCCGCCUGUCAAACAGACAGCCAGCUCAGGAUGUUCAUAUUCCACACAACCACCACGUCCACUAAACCUGCAGUUAGAAGAGUCAGAAGGUGUACAAAAUUGGUUCAGUAAAGAAGGCCCGUUUCCGAGGCCCACGGAUGUCAGCGCUCACAGCAGCAGUGGCAGUUUCCAUAGCAGCAGGGAGCCUCUAGGUGUACACAACUACUGGAGUGACAAACCAGCAGGCAGAGGGACCAGUUCUCACCGCAACCACAACCAGCACCACCCCUCAAACACUGAGUCCUACUGGGAGAAUGGGCAACGAGUACAUGGGGGAGAGCUGCAGAGUCUGUCUAAACCCAAACCAAGUAUAGCAAAGGAGAAGUCCCUGAGAAAUGUGCUCCCUCCCCUGUGUGCCUCCAGACUGAAACCCAUCAGACAGAAGACUAAAAUCGCUGUGGUGAGCAUUCUUGAUACAGGAGAGGUAUGUAUGGAGCUUCUCAAGGGCCAGGGCCCCCAGGAGAGGGUCAAAGAGGUCCUUAGGAUAUCCUGUGAUGGUUUGAUGGUCACUAUUUACCAGCCCAAUGAGGGGAAGGGUUUUCCUGUACUAGAGCGCCCCCCUGCUCCUCCCGAGGACAUCUUGAUCUGCAGCUAUGAGGACUUACCAGAGAAGUACUGGAGGAAAUACCAGUAUGCCUCCAAGUUUGUGCUCCUGGUGAAAUCCAAGACUCCCAAAGUUACCCUCUAUACCAAGUCUGCUAAGUGUAUGCUGAUGGAGAACUCCCCCAAUGCAGACCUGGAGGUGUGCUUCUACGAUGGAGCAAAGAUCCACAAGACGUCGGAGCUGGUCCGGGUGGUGGAGAAGAGUGGGAAGUCGUACACAGUGAAAGGGGAGGUGGGUCUGAGUGGCCUCAGCCCAGAGAGCAGGCUGUAUGUAGAGCUGUCUGACGAGGGCCACAGCAUGUGUCUUUCUCUAGAGGCGGCAAUCACUGCAGAAGAGCAGCACAGUGCCAAGAGCACGCCUUUCUUCCCCAUCACCAUCGGCAGGAGACCUGCCAACCCAGACUCCUCCUGCCCCUCGUCCCAGCCUGCCACUGCUGAUGUGGCAUCACUGCCCCAGCCCCCAUGUUUCACUCCCUCUAGGUUCUCCUAUGAAGAGUCUGACAUCACCUCAGCCAGUGUGAACAAAAACUGCUCUCCGCUGUCGGUCAAACAAGACCACACGGCCAACGCAGGGAAAGUCCUCAAGUCUGUCUUUGUGCCAAAUAUUGGUUGGGCCUCACAGCUGACCAGUGGAGAGGUGUGGGUGCAGUUCAACGAUGGCUCCCAGCUGGUGGUGCAGGCAGGGGUUUCCUGUAUUAUCUACACGUCCCCAGAGGGACGGACCACCAGGUACAAGGAGAAUGAGAAGUUGCCAGAGCUUGUGAAGGAGAAGCUGCACUGUCUCUCCACCAUCCUGGGUCUGUUGGCCAGUCCAGCAGCACGCCGCUGAAUCAAACCUCAGCAUUGCCCCCUUGCUGUUAUAUUGACACGUCCCUGUGCAGCAAUGAUGUUGCAGGGAGGAGAAACUUUCAUAGGCUUUAUACUAUGACAUACAUACCUCUUUCAAGUGUGCUUGUAAAUAUGUUUAUUUUCUAUGUACAGAUGACAAAUUAUGAAUAUAUUUUAUGAAGUACCCAUGUUGUACAGCAUCUUGUUGAAAUAGUUUAUGUGCGUGUAAACUUGUAUUUUCUAUAUUGUCAGUUGUCAAACCAUCUACAUGAAAUGUCAGAUGCAUAAAAGCUGAAGCAAUAAACAUCUGCAGGCUGGGUAGAGUUCAGUCGCACG
Salvelinus namaycush (lake trout) is the source of this 3275-nucleotide messenger RNA. Its product is annotated as serine/threonine-protein kinase PLK4-like. The record is from RefSeq and is a predicted model, not a curated record. Gene Ontology annotation, molecular function: protein kinase activity; protein binding; ATP binding. Gene Ontology annotation, biological process: protein phosphorylation. NCBI's taxonomy places the organism in Eukaryota, Metazoa, Chordata, Actinopteri, Salmoniformes, Salmonidae. The transcript has 14 exons. Bases 172 to 2940 code for a protein of 922 amino acids.